Molecule: messenger RNA, 1079 nt
Organism: Durusdinium trenchii
Lineage: Eukaryota; Dinophyceae; Suessiales; Symbiodiniaceae
Source: the annotation of a GenBank genome assembly
GAAUCCGUUGACGAGUUGGUCUUCCUUGCUGCCCAAAGCAUCAUUUUCGGCUGCGCAAAGCGCCUCCGCUUCGCAAUGACUCACACUGCCCCACGUCAGGUGCAUCGAAGCAGGUCCCGUCAUGCAGCCCUUCUUUUUGUGCUCGUCGGCGCCUGGCUCGCAGAGAGGGGUGUCGGACGAGUUUUUGUGGACGGCUUCGCGUCCAGACGUCAAGCGACUCAUGAGACUCCCAGCGCUCCAUCGAUUUUUGGCGGAGAAUCGAUUUACGAGACCAUCAGGUGGUACCAGCCUCCGGCCCGCGAAUACUCCCGCCGGGAGCUGAUCGCGGAUCGCCUGGUGAACUUUGGAGGCGUCGGGCUCGCUUUGUUGGCUGCGCCGAUCCUUGCGCUACGCUCUCGCACAGGCGGCGAUCCUGGCGUCAAGCAGCUUGGGCUUUGGAUCCAUGCCUUUUGCAUGAUCCUGAUGUUCACCUGCUCCGCACUCUUCCACUACUGGGCCUGGGACGAGCGGAAUCAACGAUUCCUCCUCAUGCUUGAUCAUAUUGGCAUCAACUCAAUGAUCGCGGGUUGCUACACGCCCCUGAUGAUUCACUGUGGCUGCUAUCGGAUGCUGGCAUUCGUUUGGACCUGUGCAGUCAUUGGCUUCUCCGGGGAAAUCACCCUGUAUUCGAUUUGGCAACAAACCAUGCAAGACCUGCAGGAAAUCGAGAGCACACUGCAUGUAGGUGGCAUGGACCUGAUCUUCCACCACGCACGCUACUUGAUGAUGGGAUGGUCUGUGGUGGUCAUUUGGAAUCAAGUGUGCAUGACUUUGAACCGGAGAGCAAAGGCAUUGCUGGUGGCUGGUGGCAUCAGCUUCACCAUUGGCGUUCCAUUCCACCUUUGUCCGAGCAUCGAGUUCCAUCAUGCAAUGUGGCACUUGUUCGUCUUCAUCGGCUCCAGCUUCAUGUACUCCGUGUGCCUCCUGGAAGUGGCUGCUAGGCCGCCAUUGAAGGAUCAGUUGCUCUCCGAUUGACUGGCGACGACCAGUGAGACAGCUCGGUGACAGACUCAGCCACAGAGUAACAGGCUGUAGGGAAC